Brassica napus (rape) is the source of this 897-nucleotide messenger RNA. RefSeq names its product N-terminal acetyltransferase A complex catalytic subunit NAA10-like. Gene Ontology annotation, molecular function: protein N-terminal-serine acetyltransferase activity; protein-N-terminal-glutamate acetyltransferase activity. Gene Ontology annotation, cellular component: NatA complex. Gene Ontology annotation, biological process: N-terminal peptidyl-glutamic acid acetylation. The transcript is spliced from 2 exons. The coding region runs from base 115 to 696 and encodes 193 amino acids. The record is from RefSeq and is a predicted model, not a curated record. Lineage: Eukaryota; Viridiplantae; Streptophyta; Magnoliopsida; Brassicales; Brassicaceae.
AGGACCCCAUAUUUCUCCGUAAUUAAAAUUCAUCACCAGAUUAAAAAUCCCCAAAACCAUUAGACCGAAACCCUAAGCCCCCUUUGCGAGACAAGAGAAGAGAAACAAGCAGCCAUGGUGUGCAUCAGGCGAGCGACGGUUGACGAUCUGCUGGCGAUGCAAGCCUGCAAUCUCAUGUGUCUUCCCGAGAACUACCAGAUGAAGUACUACCUCUACCACAUCCUCUCCUGGCCUCAGCUUCUCUACGUUGCCGAGGACUACAACGGCCGCAUCGUCGGCUAUGUCCUCGCCAAGAUGGACGAGGAGAGUAACGAGUGCCACGGCCACAUCACUUCCCUCGCUGUUCUUCGUACUCAUCGGAAGCUUGGUCUCGCCACUAAGCUCAUGACCGCCGCUCAGUCUGCCAUGGAACAGGUUUAUGAGGCAGAGUAUGUUUCGCUGCACGUGAGGAGAAGUAACCGAGCAGCGUUUCAUCUGUACACGGAGACGUUAGGCUACAAGAUUCACGAUGUGGAAGCGAAGUAUUACGCUGAUGGAGAGGAUGCCUAUGACAUGCGGAAGUAUUUUAAGGGUAAGCAAAACCAUCAACAGAGCCACGGUCAUCAUCAUCAUCAUCAUCAUGGAGGUGGGUGUUGUUCCGGUGAUGCAGUAGAUACAACUCCAGCCGAAGAUGCUAUAGCAACGACGUCGAAGUGAGACUGAGUUGUAUUGGUGUGUGUUUGCUGGCUAGCUCUAGUAGUGCUGCUCACUAUUUUCCAUUCAUAUGAUUUUGAGUGUCAAAACACAUUUGGUAAACCACUCUUGUGCUUGAGUGUUUCUCCAUUGGUCUUCUUUUUGGUUGUACUUGAUAUUUAUUAGCCAGUCUUUUUUUUUUCUAUGUAUCAAAUGUUUCUGAAA